AUGUUCAUGAUCGGCUUUCUUCUCCUCGUACUUGGCUCAUGCGAUGGAGGCGAGCAGAUCUUCAGGCGAAGCUUGCUGUAUGCUCCCUCCCGCAACUGCAGCGACUACAGUAGUCCCGAUGACUCGCCUGCCGUGGCGAUUCUGGAACCGCUGAACCAUACUCUCAUCACCCAUGCCAACAUGCGCCUUGUCGUAUGCAUGAAACAUGUCCCUGCCGUUGGAGCCAUUUCGGCAUGGCUGCAUGUUGUGGAAUCGUCUAGAGAGAGUCGUUCAGCAGAGAGUCGUUCAGCAGAGAGUCGUUCAGCAGAGAGUCGUUCAGCAGAGAGUCGUUCAGCAAACCCCGUACGGCUGGGAGAGGAAGAGAGCAGAAUCGAGGACGUGCCAGCAGGAAACUAUGAGGCUUUCGUGGAGGUCCUGGGAGCAGAUGAGAACCUCCUCCUGUCCUCCUCGCGCACCUUCUUCAAGGUCGAAUCCCCUGCCAGAGAGCGGCCCAACCUUUCUCCUCCUCGUUGUGGGAGCGACUGUGAGAGCGACGAGUGGCCCAUACUGAAGCACGUCCGAGCCAUGGCGCGAACUCGGCACAGCCCCAAGGGAGAAAAAGGGAGAAGACUGAUGGAUCAGAAUGUGUGUGGGCAGGACGGUUGGGCUCCAGUGAGCGUAAACGAAGUGAUCUCUUCCUUUCUCGCCUCCGAGUGGUACAAGGCCGAACACCAAGCCUGGCAGGGCGACGAGCGUGUGACGUCGAUGGUGUUCGAUCCUGACUUGAGCAACGAGCACGAGAACGUCUUGAGGGCGAUGCUAGCGGGAACCAACAGGAAGAUCAACAUCUUUCGUUCCCUCCCCAAGGAUGUCGAAUGGUUCAAGUCAAUCCUACAGCUCUCGAGCCUUUCCCAGCUGCAUGUCAUGUGCGAGCAGUCAUGGGGAAGGGAAUUCGGACCUAGUCUCGCUGUGCAGCAGCAUGACGCCUUGACUGAAUGUGCUGCGAUGAACCUCUCCCUCAUGGCGUCACUUGCGAAGAAUUGCUCGCGCUUCUGUCAGCAGCAUCGAGCUGCCCCUGAGACGACCGACAAAUGGCAGCCCAUGAAGGACGGGGAGGGUUGUGGGAGGCAUUGCAACAAGAUGAAUCAGAUCUUCAAGCACUACAUGGAGGAUGCCAUGUCUGUGAACGAGAAGGUGAUAGGUGAGGCAAGCUGGGAGCUGGUGGCUUUCGUGCUGCUGGGACUCACUUCAGCCUCGAAGCUGGUGGUUGCGAUGAUGCUGAGGCUGAUGCUGCUGCUGCUGAUGAUGAUGAUGAUGAGAGACUCAGCCUGUCACUCCCUGUUCCCCUGGGAGAAUGUCUCGCUUAGCGUGCAACAGUGCGAGCUCAGCAAGGACUGGAAUGUCAUCGUAAGUCAGCUGAGCUCGGGUGAAAUCCUGACAGGAGGGCUUGGGAUACUCAUGGAUGUAGGAAGGUUUGAGGUCUGGGUGUGCGACUACGAGAGCGCCUGCGUCAGUCAUGGAACUGUAGGUAGGAGCGAACCAUGCCCAAGGUCUCGUCUAUACCCUCCGGCUCCUCUCUCUGCCUUGACCUCUACCAUCUCUGGCGCUCCCUAUGGUAAUGGCAUCUACGUCGUAUCGUCCUCUGGCGCUUGCUGCUCCGAGCGCGCGUGGAACGCCUUUGACUUUAUCAGCAACUCAUCAGUGAUCAACUUCUGGACGACACAGUCACCAGACUUCUACUCCUUGGCGACAGGCGAGUACACUCGGUAUCCUCCCACCAUCACCACCACAGGCAUCGCCUGUGCAGGCGAGUGGCUGCAGAUCUCGCUUCCUGUCCCCAUCUACCUACAGGAGUAUGUCUUGUACACCCGAGCCAACGACCUCUACAGGGGGCCGAGGAAGUUUUGGAUCCUCGGCUCCAACGACGGGUUGGAGUGGUCUGUGGUAGACUCGCAGGACAACGUGACGGGCUAUACAGAAGCAGGGAAGAGCAUAGCAGUGGAAGAGGCUCAGAGGUACAGCCACUACAGGAUCGUCGUGAACGAGAACAACGGAGAGUACUGGGUCAGCAUCAGCUGGUGGAAGCUGCUCGGUGUUGAGAACAAGGAAGAAGAACCUCGUCUAUACCCUCCGGCUCCUCUCUCACAGCGGCCGCUGAGUCGGCGGAGCCAUCGUCCAAUCAGGCCCGGGAGAUACUCGGCGGCAGAUCGGCACCGUACAACGGCCGUGACCACCAGUGGGCCAGCCAGUGCCACCCGGCCCGCACUGCCCGCAGUCAAAUGA
This is a messenger RNA of Guillardia theta CCMP2712, 2262 nucleotides long. RefSeq lists its product as hypothetical. The record is from RefSeq and is a predicted model, not a curated record. The transcript is spliced from 11 exons. NCBI's taxonomy places the organism in Eukaryota, Cryptophyceae, Pyrenomonadales, Geminigeraceae. The coding region runs from base 1 to 2262 and encodes 753 amino acids.